CGUUGCUGGCUUCCUCUCCUCGCAUUCCCUGUAUUCCACAGAGUACUUUUGUAACAGUUCCGUUACGUUUUGCUUCAUCAUUGAAACCGCCUCUUUACUUUGUUUCCAUUAACUCUCUCCUUCAAGCUCUCCUACUACUAUUAAUUUAGUUAAAUCUUUGCACACCUCCUCAUGAAAUCCCUAAUUUUUGAUACUAUAAACAGGGUUGCAGAAUUCUCCAAAUCUCACAGCUUCUUAACCUUGGAGCCUAUGCUUUCUUAAAACACAUACUUCAACUAUGGUAUCGUCCCAAAUCAUCUCUCUGAUGUAUAGUCCGAUUGUUUUCCCAUGGGAAGCGUGGAACAUGAAAGAGCUAGCGGUGUCAAACUUUAUCAUCCUCAUCAUUGACAAACAGAUAUCAGGUAGAUCUGCAAUGCCUCAAAGAUGUACUCUGGUUUCUAUGGAGGAGAUGCGUAUUGAAGGGGGUGGCGACUUUCCUCAUGUAAAGAAAGAUGGCCAAUACCGGAUUGAUUUUGAGGCCACACCAACAAUGUUGAGAUGCCUUAUAUAUCUAAAGAAAAAAACAGUGAAGGCUAUGAUCAUGUCAGGUGGACCAAAACAUUUCAAGCUCACAGUUCGAAGAGGUUUUUGCGAAUCACCACUGGAUGGUUAGAAAAUACAAGCUGAAACAUCAAAAAACAGGAUUUGUGGUAGAGGAAAGAAGCUGAAACUGGUAAAGCACCAAGAACAUUCUGGGAAAUUAGUCUACAAUCCUCUUCCUUACUCAUUGAGGUACUAUUUUAAUCAUUUGGUUAGUUAACCCAUAUUAUUUGAAUAUUGACUUAUUCACUAGAUAGGAACCAGUUGGUACACGACUGAGAGAUUAUGAGCGUGGACGCUAAGAGGGAUAUGUAGCUGAUAUUUGUUUUGAGACAAAAUUUGUUAACGUUGGCUUUUGUUUUUGUUUCCAAAAUAAGCUCGGAGUGGAGCUAAGAAUUAGCAAAAAAAGAAAUCCUGGAUCUACAAAUCCCACAACUUUGAAGGUUGGAUGGUAAGUUCUGCGUUAACUCUUUAGUACUCUCUUAAUCUUUCAACAGGAUGACUCACGCAGCCAAGUGUUUGGUGGCAUUGUUGUUAAAGUUGUUUCGGACCUCAUGUUUAAUACUAAUUGUGUCUUGAGUUUAACAGUUCAACUAUGCUGUGUUACUUUGUUUAUAUUAGUUUUGAGGGAGAAGGAGAACAUGAACCUAAUGUGUUGCACAUAUCCAGAAUUCUAGGAUUCACAACAGGGUUGUCUACAUAUUCUGAGUCUGACGAAGAGUGAAAAACAUAAAAGAAAAGUGCAACGUCAAAAAAUGGAGAUGUAUUAAGGACUCACUUGGUUUCUGUUGGUUCUCUUCAUUGUCUCUUUCUACCGGGGAAAUAUGUUAAUACAAUCAGUGGUUUUACAUUCGUUGGUAUGCCAAGUGAGUGUGGUGUACGAAGAUUCCCGAUAAGAAAAUCUCUCAUUUAUUUAUCCAUUGUUCUGACCGUGUAAACUACUCUUAUCUAAUUCGAGAAGUAAUUAACUUAAAUAUUAUAAAUAAUUACUUA
Raphanus sativus (radish) is the source of this 1572-nucleotide messenger RNA. Its product is annotated as dolichyl-diphosphooligosaccharide--protein glycosyltransferase subunit STT3A. The transcript has 5 exons. The record is from RefSeq and is a predicted model, not a curated record. The coding region runs from base 278 to 652 and encodes 124 amino acids. NCBI's taxonomy places the organism in Eukaryota, Viridiplantae, Streptophyta, Magnoliopsida, Brassicales, Brassicaceae.